This is a messenger RNA of Poecilia reticulata (guppy), 1587 nucleotides long. The record is from RefSeq and is a predicted model, not a curated record. NCBI's taxonomy places the organism in Eukaryota, Metazoa, Chordata, Actinopteri, Cyprinodontiformes, Poeciliidae.
UAGUUUUUUUAUUCGAGCUGAAUCUGCCCCAUCUAACGAUAUUAUAUCAUAUAUAAAGUUACUAAUUUUAGUUUUCAGUCAGGAAUGUCUAAGGUGAACGUGACGUCAGAGUAAAUAUAUUAAAUUUCACGGAUGUUUGAUUUCUAUCUUUUCGCAUAAAGUGAUAUUUGACGAUCUGACUUUUAAACAUAUUGUUUUAGUUUCAUGUAAUUUUGAAGAGGAAAAUGUAGACGUGAAGCUUGUUUCUGUCACGUGAUCGCGUUGCCAUGGCAGCGCCUCAUGUUGCUAUUCCCGCAGAUCUGCGGUUCGCUUCGCGUCGCUAAAACCUGCGGGGUUUGAAUCUGCAGCUGCUGUGGAGCCGAUCGGUGAAAUAAGAUGCCGCCGAAGAACCGAAACAAGAAGUCCGGGAAAGGGAAGCCCUCCGCGGGGGUGGACGCUCUGUCCACGGAGGAGAUGUCCAAGGACCAGCUGGAAGAGCAGGUGGUGCGGCUGCGGGAGGAGCUGGACCGGGAGCGCGAGGAGCGGAGCUACUUCCAGCUGGAGCGCGAUAAGAUCCGCGGCAUGUGGGAAAUCUCCCGGCGGCGGCUGGAGGAGGCGGAGGCGGAGCUGAGGGACGGCGUCCGGCAGAGGGACGAGGCCGCGGAGCGCCACCGCGUGGAGAUAACGGUCUACAAGCAGAAGCUGAAGCACGUCCUGUCUGAGCAGCACAACGCAGUGUGUGAGAUGAAGACGGACGCCGUCUCCUCUUCCUCGCUGCUCCGGAACCGGAACGGCGGGUCGGAGCUGGAUCUGCAGCGGCAGCUCCGGGAUCUGCAGGCGGCCGGCGAGCAGAAGACGAUCCGGGAGCACAACGCCGCCAAGGAGCUGCAGCUGAAGCACCAGGCGGAGCUGAUGAGGCUCGGUAACGAGUACGAGCGGCAGAUCCACGAGCUGGAGAUGAGUUUCCUCCAGAGGGCGCACGCCUCGACGCAGGCGGAGGACAGGAAGCGCCGCGCAGCCGUCAGUGAGGUGGAGCAGCGGAUGAAGAGCCGCAUGGAGUCGCUGAUGGAGGAGCAUGACAGAGUCCUACGCAAAGGAGAGGAAUACUUCUCCCAAAUUCAGAGGAACCAGCAGGAGGAGCUGGACAGGUGGAAGCUUUCAGGAAGUGAAGGAGUGACCCCGGUUCUCCUGGGACUUUCUGAGUCUGAAACGUGUUUCCAGGAGAUCCUGGAGUCCAAACGGACCGCCAUGGAGGCUCUGCAGCUGGACCUGGACCAGGGCACCCAGCUGCUGCGCCCCCUGCAGGAUGAUGUGGAGGUCGCUGUUGUCCCACCGCUCCGCUCUCCCACCAGACCAGCCGAGCCGGUUCUAGAGGAACCUGGACUGGACCGCUGGUGACCAGGAUGGAUCCGACUGUUCAUGUUUUUCUGCUGAACUCGGAUCAAUUCGGAACCAGAAACCUGAUGCUGCUGCUGACAUCAUCAACAGCUUUCUCACCGCUGCGCCUCGAUCGCCCCAACCCAUCCAACCACUGCUGGUUAGGCCCCGCCCCCUCCCUAGAGCUUCCUGUGUUUAAGUCAUCAUGAAAUAAACUGAUGUCACAUCUGA